CUGGAGGUCAGCGUCCUGCAGGCAGCCGAAGGCCGCGACGGGAUGACCAUCUUUGGGCAGCGGCAGACCCCCAAGAAGCGGCGAAAGUCGCGCACGGCCUUCACCAACCACCAAAUCUAUGAGUUGGAGAAGCGCUUCCUCUACCAGAAGUACCUGUCCCCUGCCGAUCGCGACCAAAUUGCUCAGCAGCUGGGCCUCACCAAUGCUCAGGUCAUCACCUGGUUCCAGAAUCGGCGUGCCAAGCUCAAGCGGGACCUGGAGGAGAUGAAGGCCGAUGUGGAGUCCCCGGCCAGCAGCCAGGACUGCUCGGAGGACGAGGAAGACGAAGAGAUCGACGUGGACGAUUGAGCGGCGCAAGGGAUUUUCUGCCGCCCCGGGCUCUUAGGGCCAUAUGCCCUCCGCCUCCCGGACCGGACCGCUGAGGGGAGCUGGGACCUCCUCUGCACCUCCCGCCUUCUCCCCUGUCCCUGGCCGGGACUCGGCUCCCGGCAGCCGCCUCUUCCCUCUCGAAGCAAUAAACCCGGGCUGGCCGGCGGAGCCGGCCGCCGCGCGCGGCAUCCGCUACCCCGGGAGCCCUCGCCGUACAAUUCUGUAUGGCUUCCGUAUAAAUAUUUAAACCUAUAUACCGGGUUCUUCCGACCGCAGCCUGACUUUUUUUCUUUUAUUUUUUAAAACCUCGGAGAUUUCCAUGUUUUCAAAGCUCUUAGGCUGCUGGUUUUGCUGAGGGUGAGGCAGAAUCGAGGGUGACGAACACUUAACCCUGCGGUCUGGAGGAGGGGGCGCCCGAUUGUUCUGAUUUUUCUCUGCAUGUGGCGAAUGCACCGGCCCUCUCCCUCCUCGCCUUCCUAGGCCUAUUGCAGUUGACUUCUUUUAUUUCCUUCUGCCUUUUCCCCUCCGGCCGUGGGAAGGGGCUGAUGGGGGCAUCCGGGUCCUGACUUGCAAGUUUCAAAUUGAUGUUUUCUUCCCCCUACCCCUCCCACCACAAGAGAAGUCUGUUUUCGAUGCCAUUUCUGCCUCCUAACGCCCAGUAAAACUAUUUUAAAGAUUCCUCCCCACCCUCUCUUGGUUUCCUUGGACUGACUACUGGGGUCCAGGUCUUAAGGACAAAGCAAAUCCAUACAAUCAACCAACCAACCAACGAAAAUGGAACCCAAAGCCCUAGAAUUAUUUUUUACUCUUUUUAGAAUUUUUUUUGCAUGUGACAGAGAUUGAGAGGAGGCCGACCUAAGUCCUCACCCCACCUCCUCCACAGCUCUGGGUCUGUCUUGCAGUCUCCAAUGCCGUACUCCUAGCUCAACAUGGCCAGACAAGGGUGGCCGGAUGAGGGUGGAUCCCGCGUGCUACUUCCCUGCUCUCGCCCUGCUCUUUCUUCUCCGACUGUACCCAAGGCCUCUUUCUCCAAUAAAUAAAGUCUUUGCCAUUUUACUAGAA
This is a messenger RNA of Vicugna pacos (alpaca), 1431 nucleotides long. Lineage: Eukaryota; Metazoa; Chordata; Mammalia; Artiodactyla; Camelidae. The record is from RefSeq and is a predicted model, not a curated record.